CAAUACGGGGCGAGAACGUCAGUUACACAGUAUUUUCGUUUCGUGCAGGACGACGCAGCCGCGCGGCGUAGAAAAGAAAAAAGCAUUAUUUUACUCCACUGCUUUACUAGUGUAAAAACAGUCUGCGUACUUACAUCGGCCGAAACGAACCAAAAAACCCUUUUGCGCCAUAACCCAGCAGUAGUGUGUUUAUUUAGUUUUAAUAUUUCCUCCCCCCGUGUGUGUGUGUUUUUUUGUGGUGGUUUCUGCGUUCUGAUUUGUUUUGUGCAACCCAGAAUCCCAACCACCAUCGGUUUUUUUUGUUGUUUGCGUUUCGUUCCGGGUGCUGCCGUCCAACUGUUGAAUCACCACUGCUAAUUUCGGCACGGUUUUCGCCACCGCUAAUAUCACAAAAAUCAGCCAAAUCCCCACCGGACAUAAUCAUGGCCGAUAACGUAAACAAACGCAACAUCCCAAUCAAACUCGGCGACUUCAGCGUGAUUGAUACGGAGUUUUCCAGCAUUCGCGAACGGUUCGACUCGGAGAUGAAGAAGAUGGAGGAGGAGAUGGCACGAUUCCGCUCGGAUCUUAUGAACCGCGAACCAAACUUCUUCGAGACAACAUCCAGCUUCUCCUCCAAGAAGGUUGCCACCUCGUCCAGCUCGACCACCUCAAACGCCGCUACCUCAAUGAAGCUCCCACAAUCUCAGAGCGGUUCGGACAUUUGCUCGCCGCUGAUUCAGGAUGAUGGUGACGGUAAGGUGCUGAAGCUGCGCUUCGACGUUAGCCAGUACGCACCGGAAGAGAUCGUCGUCAAAACAGUCGACAACAAGCUGCUGGUACAUGCGGAGCACGUGGAAAAAUCCGACACCAAAUCGGUGUACCGGGAAUAUAAUCGUGAAUUUAUGCUGCCGAAAGGAUGCCUACCGGAGAACAUUAAGUCGUCACUCAGCAAGGACGGUGUGCUGACGGUGGACGCACCAAUUCAACCGGAGGCCCUGCUCGGCGGUGAAACGAUGGUACCGAUCGCACACAACUAAUCGUCGAAACGGUGUUCGUAAUCGCGCUAAUUCAGACCCCCCCCCCCCGGCCCAAAAACCACCAAUUUUUUCGACUGCCCCGUGACUAACCGCGGAUGCCCACUCAAACCUAGUCGAAGGGUGAACGCGAUGCGACAAUGGCAACAGGUGCGGCGCGGGCGAGGGUGAAAGGGCGAUCAAUUUUCCCGCGAUUUGCUUUUGUGACGCGUGACACAGCAUUUUGCUACAAAAAGCCAUUUAAUUUAAUUGUCUCCUGUUUACUGUAUAAAUUCAUUGCGCUAACCUACACCACCUUACUGAAAAUGGGAUUUUAAAAUUGUGUCGAUACAGUAAAAUAUUUAUACUCGAACAUCCCGUUUCGAUGGUAUGAUAUUAUAAACUGGUGCUGGUGGUAGAGAGAGAGAGGUGCAAUGCAGGUUUUUAGUUUUGCUUACUGACAAAUUGCCCACAUAUAUGUAACAAGGCUUUGAAACCAUUUAUAGCAAAAAAAUGGUACAUAAUUGGAUAAUUAGCGUGUUUUUCGCGUAUUUUCUUUGUGGUAAUACAACCUCGAAGAUCUUUACUUGCUAAAUGGGUGGCUUUCUUUGACACUUGUAUUUUACCCCUUAGUCUGGAUAGUCAGUACUGGGAAGCAGAUCGCUAGUACAUUAGAAACUGACACGGCCACUAUAAACGCCGCAAAGCCCAUGCAGCAUAAUCUGCUCCCACCAACACAGCGAAAUGAUAUUUGAAUAACAGCUAUUACGAAAACUAGUACAACUUGUGCUGCUAAAACGCAAGACGAUCGUUUUUUUAAUGUAUUACCGCGCUUGCAAUCAAUUAAAUGUUUCACUCUACGCAACAAUCGAAAACUACUUUUUAAUUAUAAAUGCUUUUAAAAUUAUGCAAAACAUUGCUUUUUCUAGAGAUGUUUUCGCUAUAGCAAUAGUUGUUUUUUUUGGUUUGGAGGUGUUUUGUUUUUUUCUUCUUCUCUUCUCUAUUAUAUUUCUGUAAUCGCAAAGAUAUUUCGCUUUAAUAAACGUGCGAAUCGCUAUUAACACAUCACAGUUUUAUUGUAA
This is a messenger RNA of Anopheles funestus (African malaria mosquito), 2077 nucleotides long. RefSeq names its product heat shock protein beta-1. Lineage: Eukaryota; Metazoa; Arthropoda; Insecta; Diptera; Culicidae. The record is from RefSeq and is a predicted model, not a curated record. Gene Ontology annotation, biological process: protein refolding; response to heat. The transcript is spliced from 4 exons. Bases 423 to 1019 code for a protein of 198 amino acids. Gene Ontology annotation, molecular function: protein folding chaperone.